AUGGAUGAAUCGGAGGCCAGCCACGUUAGAAACGAUGGAAAAAAUCCAGUCAAUGAAAGCUCCGGAGAACGGCAGCAGAAACCCGACGAUGAUGACGAUGUGGACCAAGAAUUCUCCCACAUCAAGAAUCCAACAAACUGCGGUGACCCCCACCAGAAACCUGGAUACUGGGCGCGACGAGUCUUAAGUCGUCCAUGGCAAGCUGGCAGUCGCCUAUAUGUACAGCCUGGGUCAAUACUUCAUGGCUUGAACAACAUGAAAGCUCUUCGCGAGCCAGUAUUUCGAGCGAAUAAUACCUGGGAUGGAGAGGGUCUUGACCGACAUGUCAAUGCAAGAAGUAAUCGCGUCGAGGGUAUACAUGCCCAAGUGGUGGGCCAGGCAAUAAAGCACCCAGUCAGCUGCACAGACUGUCGAGUGCGAAAAUUGGGCCCAUUUGAGAUAUGUGUAGAGGUCCCAGCGCAGCCUGGCUAUAAGAGACGGUGCUCAAAUUGUCUCUUUCGACAAACGAGUGCUAAGUCUAAAGAAUCAUGUGAUCUGGAGCUGACUGACUCCUUGAGUGAUCACAAUAACGGAGAAGGAGAGGGACUAUCUCUAGCUCUACAAGCCCCGUUGGGGGAUGGACUCAUACUGGAGACAAUGGCUACCUUGGAGUCUUGUCUUUGCGAAAUUGACAAUGAAUUGAAAUCACUUCGCGCCAUGAUCAGGAAGAAAUCAAGGCAGCAAGGUGGACUAAGGCACACUUUGAAUGCAUUGAAGGAACUCCCCGGCGUGGAAGCAGUUCCUGAUUCACACCCCGAACCUAAGAGCUUGGAGUCCGCCACCAAGCGGCAGAAACCGAGCCCCAACACUGGGAAGGUUGAUUCGGGUUCCAGUAUUAAGCAAGAGGUGCUGAGUCUAAAAGUCGAGAAGAACUGCUUGAAGUCCACCACCAAGCGGGAGAAACUGAGCCCCAACACUGAGAAGGUUAAUUCGGAUUUCAGUAUCAAGCAAGAGGUGCCGAGUCUAAAAGUCGAGAAGGACUGCUUGAAGUCAAAUGAGACUAAACGGGAAAAUGAUGUUGGCAUCAAGAUAGAAAGCCAGGUCCGUGCCGUGAAGAGAGAGGUCGAAGAGUAA
Penicillium brevicompactum is the source of this 1113-nucleotide messenger RNA. Its product is annotated as Terpenoid synthase. The coding region runs from base 1 to 1113 and encodes 370 amino acids. The record is from RefSeq and is a predicted model, not a curated record. NCBI's taxonomy places the organism in Eukaryota, Fungi, Ascomycota, Eurotiomycetes, Eurotiales, Aspergillaceae. The transcript is spliced from 2 exons.